This is a messenger RNA of Alternaria rosae, 731 nucleotides long. RefSeq lists its product as uncharacterized. The coding region runs from base 93 to 464 and encodes 123 amino acids. The transcript has a single exon. The record is from RefSeq and is a predicted model, not a curated record. NCBI's taxonomy places the organism in Eukaryota, Fungi, Ascomycota, Dothideomycetes, Pleosporales, Pleosporaceae.
UAGGUGGGCCGAUAGGGUAAAGAGUGUUGAGAUCUGGUGAGGACUACACUACAGUGUAUGUUGGGGUUUGACUGUACCGACUGUGAGGGUCGAUGAUGAGAUGGUUUGAGCCGUUAAAGGUUAUCAAGCUGCACAGGUGGUUGGGAGCGGUCAUGGUGUUGUCAGUCAAAAUCAGGCAAUCACUGACGACUACUCUUCCGAUUCAUCGUCCAGAAUGGAGUAAGCGGAUCGAGUAUCUCGAAACGUUCAAACUUCAUGCGGCGCAAUGCGAGUGUUCCAACCCGGGGCAUUCCUCCGCUGCGCAUGUUAAGAGUGGCACACCGAUUGUUGUUGUCAAAGAGGACGUUUUCAUCGGCACGCGCAUGCGACGUGCUAUUAAUCAGAAAACCUUGAUUUUAAGCCUGAUGCGUUCCCACCAACGGCAUUCCAGAAGGGUGUUGCUGCUUGUAGAGACUGAACUGUGACAUCUUUGACUGGCAAGAUGCUCCCAGCGCGACAACCGGACCAUAAAUGCCAGGUCGUACGACCAGGUUGAAACAAGACGAGGGAGCCCGGGCAACCAGAUUCUAGGUGAAAUACAAGGCUGUUGGCGAGAGAUGUUAGCCUCGAUCGUUUGAGUUUGGAGGCACCCGGCUGUCAAUGCGGGACGCGAUCUUGAAACGCCAGUGUGAGCAUCUUCUCGAACAUGUCAACGUUUCAUGAGAUCUCGGUAUCUUCGAACCGACAAUUGC